This is a messenger RNA of Ochotona curzoniae (black-lipped pika), 4437 nucleotides long. It is a transcript of the gene PAN2, whose product is annotated as poly(A) specific ribonuclease subunit PAN2. NCBI's taxonomy places the organism in Eukaryota, Metazoa, Chordata, Mammalia, Lagomorpha, Ochotonidae. Bases 256 to 3876 code for a protein of 1206 amino acids. Gene Ontology annotation, biological process: mRNA processing; nuclear-transcribed mRNA poly(A) tail shortening. The transcript is spliced from 26 exons. Gene Ontology annotation, cellular component: P-body; PAN complex. Gene Ontology annotation, molecular function: nucleic acid binding; poly(A)-specific ribonuclease activity; protein binding. The record is from RefSeq and is a predicted model, not a curated record.
GCUCUCCACCAAGGUAGGUUGAGCCGGAGGCGCGCGGGGAAGAACUGGCGGGGGAAACUGGAAUUUCCCACAGAGCUGACGGCGCUCGCACUCCCACUGCUUGUUGUUAAUUCCACGCUCUCCAAAAAUAUCGGCCGUGGAGAAAUCUUGGCCAGAAUGUCCACUCGAGGCCCACUGACGCUGGGCUGCUGAAGAUUGCAUCUAAUCUAGUGGCCAGGGAAGGGUGUGAGCCGGGGCUUGUGGGCCGCCUGCAUCAUGAACUUUGAGGGUCUGGACCCUGGGUUGGCAGAGUAUGCCCCGGCCAUGCAUUCCACCCUGGAUCCUGUCCUGGAUGCCCACCUGAACCCAAGUCUGCUGCAGAAUGUGGAGCUGGACGCCGAGGGAGUGGCCCUGGAGACGCUCCCUGUGCAGGAGUCCAUGCACAUCAUGGAAGGUGUCUACUCGGAACUGCACAGCGUGGUGGCUGAAGUGGGCGUGCCUGUCUCCGUCUCCCACUUUGACUUGCACGAGGAGAUGCUGUGGGUGGGGAGCCAUGGGGGUCACGCCACCUCAUUCUUUGGCCCAGCCUUGGAGCGCUACUCAUCCUUUCAGGUCAAUGGCAGCGAUGACAUCCGGCAGAUUCAGAGUCUGGAGAAUGGUAUCCUUUUUCUCACCAAGAACAACCUCAAGUACAUGGCCCGUGGGGGGCUCAUCAUAUUUGAUUAUCUGCUGGAUGAGAGCGAGGACAUGCACAGUCUGCUGCUGACCGACAGCAGCACGCUCCUCAUCGGUGGGCUGCAGAGCCACAUUCUGGAGAUGGAUCUCAACACCGUACAGGAAACUCAGAAGUACGCCGUUGAGACACCUGGAGUCACAGUCAUGAGACAGACGAAUCGCUUCUUCUUCUGUGGCCACACAUCGGGCAAGAUUUCCCUGCGGGACCUGCGCACAUUUAAGGUGGAACACGAGUUCGAUGCCUUCUCAGGGAGUCUGUCAGAUUUUGAUGUGCAUGGCAAUCUGCUGGCCGCCUGUGGCUUCUCCAGCCGCCUCACUGGCCUGGCCUGCGACCGUUUCCUCAAGGUGUACGACUUGCGCAUGAUGCGUGCCAUUACACCGCUCCAGGUGCACGUGGAUCCUGCCUUCUUACGCUUCAUCCCCACGUAUACUUCCCGUCUCGCCAUCAUCUCGCAGUCAGGGCAGUGCCAGUUUUGUGAGCCUACCGGCCUGGCCAACCCCGCAGAUAUCUUUCACGUGAAUCCUGUGGGCCCUCUGCUCAUGACAGUUGACGUGUCAGCCAGCAAGCAGGCCCUGGCCUUUGGGGACUCUGAGGGCUGUGUGCAUCUCUGGACCGACUCCCCCGAGCCCUCCUUCAACCCCUAUUCUCGGGAGACGGAGUUCGCCCUGCCCUGCCUCGUAGACUCCUCGCUGCCUCCCCUGGACUGGAGCCAGGACCUGCUGCCCCUCUCCCUCAUCCCGGUGCCCCUCACCACGGACACACUCCUUUCCGACUGGCCUGCUGCCAACUCCGCACCAGCCCCCAGGCGAGCUCCCCCCGUGGAUGCAGAAAUCCUGCGCACCAUGAAGAAAGUGGGUUUUAUUGGCUACGCCCCCAACCCCCGUACCAGGCUGCGCAAUCAGAUUCCUUAUCGACUCAAGGAGUCAGACAGUGAAUUUGACAACUUCAGUCAGGUCACCGAGUCACCAAUAGGCCGGGAAGAAGAGCCACACCUGCACAUGGUCUCUAAGAAAUACCGCAAGGUGACCAUCAAAUAUUCCAAGCUGGGGCUGGAAGACUUUGACUUCAAACACUACAAUAAGACUCUGUUUGCUGGGUUAGAGCCUCACAUCCCCAAUGCCUACUGCAACUGCAUGAUCCAGGUGCUCUAUUUCCUGGAGCCUGUGCGCUGUCUCAUCCAGAACCACCUUUGCCAGAAGGAGUUCUGCUUGGCAUGUGAGCUGGGCUUCCUCUUCCAUAUGCUAGACCUCUCUCGAGGUGAUCCUUGCCAGGGCAGUAAUUUUCUUCGAGCAUUCCGCACCAUUCCCGAGGCCUCAGCCCUCGGUCUGAUCCUGGCUGACUCAGAUGAGGCUUCAGGCAAGGGCAACCUGGCCCGACUCAUCCAGAGGUGGAAUCGCUUCAUUCUCACCCAGCUCCAUCAAGAUAUGCAGGAACUGGAAGUGCCCCAAGCAUACCGUGGUGCUGGAGGCAGCAGCUUUUGCUCAUCGGGGGACUCUGUCAUUGGGCAGUUGUUCAGCUGCGAGAUGGAGAACUGCAGUCUGUGCCGCUGUGGCAGUGAGACCGUGCGCUCCUCAUCCACACUGCUCUUCACACUCUCCUACCCCGAGGAUAAAAGUGGGAAGAACUACGACUUUGCACAGGUGCUGAAGCGCAGCAUCUGCCUGGAGCAGAACACGCAGGCCUGGUGUGACAACUGUGAGAAGUACCAGCCCACGAUUCAGACCCGCAACAUCCGCCACCUGCCAGAUAUUCUUGUCAUCAACUGUGAGGUCAACAGCUCCAAAGAAGCAGAUUUCUGGAGAGUGCAGGCUGAGGUUGCCUUCAAGAUGGCCAUCAAGAAGCACGGUGGCGAACUCUCCAAGAGCAAGGAGUUCGCCCUAGCUGACCGGAGGGAGGUAGGGAGUCCUGAAGGGGUGCUGCUGUGUCCCUCCAUCGAGGAGCUCAAGAAUGUCUGGCUGCCUUUCUCCAUUCGCAUGAAGAUGACCAAGAACAAAGGGCUGGAUGUUUGCAAUUGGACUGAUGGGGAUGACAUGCAGGUUGUUGAAAAACUGGGGUGGGGCCCAGCCAGAGCAGAGGAGGAACACGGUGUCUGUGUCUAUGACCUGAUGGCUACUGUGGUCCACAUCCUGGACUCGCGCCCAGGGGGCAGUUUGGUGGCUCAUAUCAAAGUGGGAGAGACCUACCACCAGCGCAAGGAGGGAGUUACUCACCAGCAGUGGUAUCUCUUCAAUGACUUUCUUAUUGAACCAAUUGAUAAGCAUGAAGCUGUUCAGUUUGACAUGAAUUGGAAAGUACCUGCUAUCCUUUAUUACGUCAAAAGAAAUCUCAACUCCAGAUACAAUCUGAACAUAAAGAACCCAAUUGAGGCCAGCGUCCUGCUGGCGGAAGCCUCACUGGCCCGGAAGCAGCGGAAAACACACACGACCUUCAUCCCAUUGAUGCUGAAUGAGAUGCCCCAGGUUGGAGACCUGGUGGGCCUCGAUGCUGAGUUUGUCACCCUCAAUGAGGAAGAAGCAGAAUUACGCAGCGAUGGUACCAAGUCCACCAUUAAACCAAGCCACAUGUCUGUCGCAAGGAUCACCUGUGUUCGGGGCCAGGGACCAAAUGAGGGUAUCCCCUUCAUCGAUGACUACAUCUCUACCCAGGAGCAGGUGGUGGAUUACUUGACUCAGUACUCGGGGAUCAAGCCAGGAGACCUGGAUGCCAAAAUCUCCUCCAAGCACCUCACCACCCUCAAGUCUACCUACCUAAAGCUGCGAUUCCUCAUUGACAUUGGUGUCAAGUUCGUGGGCCACGGACUGCAGAAGGAUUUCAGGGUCAUCAACCUCAUGGUACCCAAGGACCAAGUACUGGACACUGUGUACCUAUUCCACAUGCCCCGGAAACGAAUGAUUUCUCUGCGAUUCCUUGCCUGGUACUUUCUGGACCUGAAGAUUCAAGGGGAGACCCAUGACAGCAUCGAGGAUGCCCGCACAGCCCUGCAGCUCUACCGCAAGUAUCUGGAGCUGAGCAAGAACGGCACCGAGCCCGAGUCCUUCCACAAGGUGCUCAAGGCCCUUUAUGAGAAGGGCCGGAAGAUGGACUGGAAGGUGCCCGAGCCCGAGGGCCAGACGAGUCCCAAGAAUGCAGCAGCUGUCUUCUCCUCCGUGCUGGCACUCUGACCUGCCCUCUCCUGUCAGCUUCCUCUGGCUCCAGAACUGGGAGAUGGCCUCCAGGGCUGGUUCUACCCUGUCCGCUUCCAGAACCGGAUCUGCUCAGGGUCCGCAGAUGGUGCUAUUCAUUCACAGAGCCGGAAUGCAGCAGAAGCAUUGCAGGGGUUCUAGGAAUCGGGUUCCUGCUUUACCCUUUCUGAAACAGUGGGCAGAUACCGAGUCUUGAUACACCGGGUACUGAGUUGUCAGCUCCUAGCUGGCUAGGGACUGAGGUACCAGACAGGGACAAGGGGAUAUAAUAGCAGCUGCCGACUGAGCUCAAGUCUUCAACCGCCCGAGGGAUGCCUCGGACAGACCAGCAUGUUGAACCUGUGUGAACCAAGAAAACAAGAGUUGCCAAUACCAUUGCCAAAAGGGAUUUCUUAUCCCAGACCAAGGUCAGCUGCUGGCCUCAUUCCUGCCAACAGCAGGCAAGCAUCUGUCUUCCAUCUACUUCCUGUCUCAAGUGUGUGUUAUUUUUUUAAUAUUCUGUCUUAAACCGCAUGUUUUAUAAAAUAAAAAAUGAAAAUA